Molecule: messenger RNA, 1185 nt
Organism: Phycomyces blakesleeanus NRRL 1555(-)
Lineage: Eukaryota; Fungi; Mucoromycota; Mucoromycetes; Mucorales; Phycomycetaceae
Exons: 1
Coding region: 1-1185 (394 amino acids)
Source: RefSeq, a predicted model, not a curated record
AUGGCAACACCAUUGGAUACAACUGAGCAAAGAAUCUAUUAUCAGAAGCCAGAUGCCAUUGACUCCCCUAUUUAUGACAAACCAAAUGCCUAUGACGAUGACGAUGUCAACUUACCACCUCCUGCUCGUUACAGUACAGAAAUUGCUGUAGACAACCUCGCUAUUUUCCAAACCAAGGAUGACACCAAGGUUGCAGAUGUACACAGUCUUUCUGAGAUUACUCCAGUUGACAUCCCGUCUGAAAGUCAAGAAUCUGCCGAAAGCUUGAAUGACAGUCAAAACAUUACAUCCGCUCUCUUGAGUCAUGCGCCCUCCAUUAGCCUGCAAUCAACUGUUUCAGAAGAUGUUGUGUAUUCAUUGUCAACAAUGUCAACCAUGAGUCUUCCAGAACCAGGAAGUCCUUCUACAAGCACUAAUAGUGUGGGUAGCACUGCCAGUCUUGGAACAAAGCAAAUGCUUCUCGACAAACUCAGGAGAAAAACCAAACAGGAUAUGCUUGUUUUUGAUAUCAAAAAACAAAGUUUGCUAAAUUCCAGUGAACAUGAAAUCUACCUCGCUGGGUCGAAUAAGUUAGCUUACCGUAAGGUCCAACCUCAUUCAUAUUCAUGGGGAUUCCAAAACACACUAUCUCGUGCUCCAGGGCAUAACUCGGGUUAUGGUGAGCCAACAGAGAAGGAGUGUAAGGUAGCAGAAGCAAGACGCCGUGCGUUCCAAAAGGAAAUCACAGUAGAAUAUGGAGACUACCACACAGAAGAAGAUAGCAUCCAUGGACCUGACACACUUAUAUCUCAUGAUCUUAUCAACAAGACAAACUCACAUUUACUUUUUGUGUACGAAACUGAGUUCAGUUCUUACUGUCUACGCUGGAGACGCCCUAGUAUUCUUUCACAUGAUAUGCUUUGCGAGAUUUUGCUGACAAGAAAGAGCAGAGGGCUAGGAUCAUUUAUCGGCAAAGAAGAUACGCCUGAGUGGAGGGUUAUUGCUUCGUUCAAAAGUCGUAUUAUGGGAUACUUGCUACAAGUUGGUCAGCUUUCUAUUGACCGACAGGCUUUAGUGAUGGUGGAUCGUCCGGAUCACAUGGAGGCCGAUUUGCUUAUAACAUGUUGCACACUCAUUGAUUUGAUGCGGGAGGUAGUUGAGAAAGCUGUCGGACUAGGUAACGGAGGCGUUGCUAGUAGUGAUUAG